AUGUCAAAGGUCGUUAAAAUACCUGAUAUGUUUGUGAAAGCUGCAGCUAUUAAAAGGUGAGUUAAUUUUAUAUCGGUUAUGAGAGGGGAUUUUAUUUAUUUAAUUCAGAAAAUCGACCGGAAAUGAAAAUAUGAAUCCGAAUGGCGAAGCAUCGCAUGUAAAAGACGAAGUUAUUGUGAAAAAGGCAAAAAACGAUGAACCUUACUGUUUGAAGAAUCUUGUUCAUUGUGAAUCUUGGUCGAAAUUACUUUAUGACGAAUUUCAGAAGCCGUAUAUUGCAAAAAUUGAAGACUUUUUGAAUUCUGAAGUCACGAAAAAGAAGCAAGUAUUUCCACCGCAAAAUGAAAUAUUCACUGCUUUCAAUCUAAUUCCAUUCGAAGAAAUCAGCGUUGUAGUAAUUGGACAAGAUCCAUAUCACGAUGAUAAUCAAGCCCACGGAUUAUCAUUUUCUGUCAAAAAAGGAGUCAAACCUCCGCCAUCUUUGAAAAAUAUUUAUAAGGAAUUGGAAAGUGAUAUUGAAGGUUUCAAAAAACCCGAUCAUGGUAAUCUUGUUGGCUGGGCAAAACAAGGAGUAUUUAUGUUGAAUGCAACACUGACUGUUCGAGCACAUGAAGCAAAUUCGCACGCCAAAAUUGGUUGGCAAAAAUUCACCGACACUGUGAUUUCAAUAAUCUCCAAACAAUCAGAAAAACCAAUUGUUUUCUUACUUUGGGGAGGAUUUGCACAUAAAAAGGAAGAACUUAUCGACAAAAAGAAGCAUAUCAUUAUAAAGGUGGAGACAUAGUUUGUUAUACAAAAUUUAUAAAAUUAAUUUCAGACUGCUCAUCCAUCGCCUUUAAGUGCUAGAAAAUGGCAUGGCUGUAAAUGUUUCUCAAAAUGCAACGAAGAACUCGAAAACAAUGGAAGAAAUCCAAUCGAUUGGAAUAAUUUGUAA
This is a messenger RNA of Caenorhabditis angaria, 934 nucleotides long. Lineage: Eukaryota; Metazoa; Nematoda; Chromadorea; Rhabditida; Rhabditidae. The record is from the annotation of a GenBank genome assembly.